AAUCGACACUACUUCCAUCUUUACUUAAACAAUAAAAAAAGAAAAAAUAUACAUAUAGGAAAAAGAAACCCAAAUUAGACAAUAUAUAAGUUAGCGAAUCGUGGUCAUUAUAAAAUUCAAAAUUAGGCAAGGCCCAACCAAACAACCCCAGGAGGAGAUCAAGCGUACACGAUGACGGGUUCGUUCAGUGUGAAGCUCAAGUCCAAAAAAGGUCAAUUCAUUGUCAACGACCUGAACGAGCAUACGACGCUGGGGGAGCUGAAAACGAAAAUAGUUCAGGCCACUGCCAUUCAAGCGCCCCAGCUGCAUGUGCUCGUGGGCUAUCCGCCCAAGCCGCUGGACCUCUCGCAGCAGCAGGAGCAGCGCGACCUUAAGACAAUCGGGAUCAACAGCGGCGAGACCCUGAUUGUGGAGGAGAAGGCUGCUCCUGCCCCGGCGUCUGCCGCCGCCCCAGCUCCCACCAACACUGCCACACCCUUUGUGCCUGGUGCCUCCCACACCAUGGAGGAUGACGAGGCGCUGGCGCGUCGUCUGCAGGCCGAGGAGGAGGCACAGCUUUUGCAGGAAACCGGAGGGGCUCCCGGCCAGGUGCCGGAACUCCAGCUGCCAGUGGCGCCCACGGAAAGCGGGCCAAACGGCGACUUCAACGGCAUCCUGCUGAAGAAGGUAGUGCCGGCGGACAACUCGUGCCUAUUUACCAGCAUUCGCUUCGUGCUCAACGGCAAGGUGGACAACGAGGGCAGCGAAAUGAUGCGGCAUAUCAUCGCCCAGGAGGUGGCCGCCGAUCCGCAGAGCUACAACGACGCCGUGCUGGGCAAGUCGAAUGCGGAGUACUGCGCCUGGAUACAGAAGGCGGACUCGUGGGGCGGCGCCAUCGAGGUGUCCAUACUGUCCAACUACUAUGGCAUCGAGAUCGAUGUGGUGGACAUUCAAAAUGCCAUUAUCAAUCGAUUUGGCGAGGACAAGAACUUUGGACUGCGUGUCUUUCUGCUAUUCGAUGGCAUCCACUACGAUCCGCUGUACAUGGAGACCUCGCAGAGUGCUGCGCCGGCCACUAUCUUUCCGGUGGAGGAACUGGGCGUCUACCAGCAGGCCGAGCAGCUGGCCAACGAGGCGCAGUCCUCCCGCCAGUACACCAAUGUGGACAAGUUCACGCUGCGCUGCAUGCAGUGCGACGUGAGGCUCGUGGGCCAGGUGCAGGCCCAGGAACACGCCAAGCAGACCGGUCAUAAGCGCUUCGGGGAGAUUUAAUACGUCCUGAUCUUCGGCACCGUCUACAUUGUGGCUUUCAUGCUGUUCGCCUACUACCUGCUCACCACCUAGCCACAAUCGCAGUGCGAGGAGUCAUCGCAGUAGCUAAAUUGUACUACCUCCACAUCACCGCCUACAUAAGUUAUUGUUUUUAAAGCCCAGCCGCAUGUUCUCAUACUUAGUCCUUCUUUAAUCCAUUUCGGAACGCAAUAAAGUUUACACCUUCAUCUACA
Messenger RNA from Drosophila subpulchrella, 1484 nucleotides. RefSeq names its product ubiquitin thioesterase OTU1 (gene Yod1). Lineage: Eukaryota; Metazoa; Arthropoda; Insecta; Diptera; Drosophilidae. Gene Ontology annotation, cellular component: cytosol; nucleus. Gene Ontology annotation, biological process: protein deubiquitination; endoplasmic reticulum unfolded protein response. The record is from RefSeq and is a predicted model, not a curated record. The coding region runs from base 172 to 1251 and encodes 359 amino acids. The transcript has a single exon. Gene Ontology annotation, molecular function: cysteine-type deubiquitinase activity.